This is a messenger RNA of Carlito syrichta (Philippine tarsier), 2541 nucleotides long. RefSeq names its product 25-hydroxycholesterol 7-alpha-hydroxylase (gene CYP7B1). Gene Ontology annotation, biological process: bile acid biosynthetic process; cholesterol homeostasis. Bases 1 to 2013 code for a protein of 670 amino acids. The transcript is spliced from 8 exons. NCBI's taxonomy places the organism in Eukaryota, Metazoa, Chordata, Mammalia, Primates, Tarsiidae. Gene Ontology annotation, molecular function: oxidoreductase activity, acting on paired donors, with incorporation or reduction of molecular oxygen; steroid hydroxylase activity; heme binding. The record is from RefSeq and is a predicted model, not a curated record.
AUGGAAUGUACAGAACAAGAAGGAGAGGCAGCACAAAGAGCUGGAAUAAAAGUUGAAGAUGAAGAUGCUCAUGAACAUCAGGUUUCUGGUGAUAGGCCAACCAUUCACAGCUUUAGAGCCAUGGGCAGUAACACAGCAGUAUUCAAUAGAGUUCUGAGAGCCCAGCACAGGAAAAGCACUUCCAGUUCCAUUAUCUCAAUGCCAGAGUGGCCUCAGGUAAGAGGUUUUGCACGCAGUAGGCCCUCAACAGAAACGUGGGAGCAAAUAGCGUGUGAAGGGGAGAAGGAGGUGGGCGCACAGCCCGUUGAAGGCCGCGCACUCUGCAGGUUUCUGCUGCCAGCCCAAGCCCCUGGGGUCACGCCUAAGAUAUCACCAGUGCCAGAGCGCAGCGGGCACCGUCCCAUCCCUCUUCGGGGGACAAGCAGGGUCCCCGCUCUUGCGGGGCGCAGGCGAAUGGACGAGGAAGCCGAGGGCCUGCCUUCCAACUCAGGAGCGGCGGGAGACGUGUCCGCGGGCAUGGGCUUCUUCUCGCUGGAGCCGCUCGGCCUCCCGGGCCUGGCCCUAGCCACGGCCCUGCUGCUCCUGGCCCUGUGCCUGUGCGCCCGGCGCACCAGGAGACCUGGUGAGCCUCCCUUGAUAAUAGGUUGGCUUCCUUAUCUUGGAGUGGCCAUAGAAUUCCAAAAACAUCCCUUAGAUUACAUAAAAACUCUUCAAAAGCAACAUGGUGACAUUUUCACUGUUCUUCUUGGGGGGAAGUACAUAACAUUUAUCCUGGACCCUUUCCAGUACCAGUUAGUGACAAAAAAUCACAAACAAUUAAGCUUUCGAGCAUUUAGUAAUCAGUUAUUAACAAAAACAUUUUCUAUCACUCAAUUGUCAAACAAUGAUGACAUGAACGAUGAGCUUCAUGGCUGCUAUCAACUUUUGCGAGGCAAGUCUUUGGACAUACUCCUGGAAAGCAUGAUACAGAAUCUGAAACAAGUAUUUGAACCCAAACUGUUAAAAACCACAAGUUGGGACAAGGCACAAUUGUGUACAUUCUGCAGCUCUAUAAUAUUUGAGAUCACAUUUACAACCAUAUAUGGAAAAGUUCUUGCUGGAGACAGGAAAAAAUUUAUUAGUGAACUAAGAGACGAUUUUUUAACAUUUGAUGACAAAUUUUCAUAUUUAAUAUCCAACGUACCCAUUGAACUUCUAGGAAAUGUCAAGUCUAUUCGAGAGAAAAUCAUAAAACGCUUGUCAUCAGAAAACUUAUCCAAGAUGCAAGGAUGGUCAGAAAUUGUUCAAAUGAGGCAAAAUAUCCUGGAGAAAUACUAUGCGCGUGAAGACUUUGAGAUAGGAGCACAUCAUUUAGGCUUUCUCUGGGCCUCUGUGGCAAACACUAUUCCAACUAUGUUCUGGGCAAUGUAUUAUCUUCUGCGGCACCCAGAAGCUAUGGCAGCGGUGCGUGACGAAAUUGACCGUUUGCUGCAGUCAACAGGUCAAAAGAAAGGGUCUGGAUUUCCCAUCUACCUCACCAGAGAACAAUUGGACAGCCUGCUCUGCCUAGAAAGCACCAUUCUUGAGGUGUUACGACUGUGCUCAUUUUCAUCUACAAUUCGUUUUGUUGAGGAGGACUUGACUCUUGAUGCAGAGAUCAAGGACUGCUGUGUGCGAAAGGGAGACUUGGUAGCUGUCUGUCCUCCAGUCUUACAUGGUGACCCUGAAGUCUUUGAAGCUCCAGAGGAGUUUAGAUAUGAUCGUUUUGUAGAGGACGGUAAGAAGAAAACCACCUUUUUCAAAAGAGGGAAAAAGUUGAAGUGUUACCUAAUGCCAUUUGGAGCCGGAACCAGCAAAUGCCCAGGCCGAUUUUGGGCAGUUUUGGAAAUAAAACAAUUGUUGGUUGUACUUUUAACUUAUUUUGAUUUAGAAAUAAUUGAUGACAGGUCUGUAGGAGUAAACUACAGCCGUUUGUUGUUUGGUAUUCAGUAUCCAGAUUCUGAUGUUUUGUUUAGGUACAGGGUAAAAACUUAGAGAAGCUAAAAAGAAAGAAAAUAAAUCUAUCAAAAUUAACCGAAAUGUCUUAAGUAUAUCUCUUUGCUUUUUAAUUUCUGCAAAUGUAACUGUUUUGUGUAUUCAUUUUAAAAGUACCAAUUUCUAUUUGAUUUGAGAUCAGUCUAGUUGGUCCAAGGUCUCCUAGGUCACAAAGCCUAUUAUAAAAUGACACAAGAUGGUAGCAUGAAAAUUGACAUCAAAAUCAACUUAAUGAUAAGUUAAAAAUAGGUUGUUGGUUUUUGUUUUAGUUUCUACUUGCUGUGAUUUUCAUUGUUAUAAUAAACGUACCUUCACAAUAAUAGGUUUGGCACUGUGGGAUUUUCUUAAGUCACUCAAAUUCUUCUCAAAUAUAUAAAAAUACACUUUAUAUACUACUCGAAAAUUGUGCUGGAAAUGAACACAGUCUAACAAAAAUUCAAAAGUCUCAGAGAUGAAGGAAAUUACAUUUUCAUGAGCUACACUGGAUGAAAAUGUUCUCUUCAAGGAUAAUUUUAAUAAUAUCUAUAU